This is a messenger RNA of Larimichthys crocea (large yellow croaker), 898 nucleotides long. RefSeq names its product cerebellin-2-like. The transcript is spliced from 5 exons. Bases 24 to 821 code for a protein of 265 amino acids. NCBI's taxonomy places the organism in Eukaryota, Metazoa, Chordata, Actinopteri, Sciaenidae. The record is from RefSeq and is a predicted model, not a curated record. Gene Ontology annotation, biological process: maintenance of synapse structure. Gene Ontology annotation, cellular component: synapse. Gene Ontology annotation, molecular function: protein binding.
ACUAUUUUUAACUUUAACUGUUUAUGACUAUUAUUGCUGUUUUAACACUUUUGUCAGUACAGAUUGAAGAAGAGAUUCUCUGUUCUCUCAACAAAAUUUCCUUUUAUUGUGAGAUGAGAGUUAUAGCAUGCACUCUGUUCAUCUUGGGCCUGCUGUGGGACAAUGGGAGAGCUGAAAACACUAUCAGCAGCCUACGACUGGCAGCAGUAGCGUGGGAGGGAGAACUGCCGUGCAGAAAGUGGGACUGUGAAUGCGCAUUCAAACGCCAACGAGGCUGCUGCUGUGCUGCCCCUGAGAUCCAAGAAGUGGAGGAUCAAAUCUUUAAGAGAGUCAUGGACCUGUCGAAGGAGGUGUCCCAGCUGAGUGAGAGCAUCCUUGAAGUCAUAGGGAGGAUAAGAGUUGCAUUCACAGCCUCCAUGAGCCGCAGAACAAACUGCUUUGGACCUUUCAACUGGAACAGCCCCAUUCCUUAUGAUGUCAUUACCCUCAACCAUGGAAAUGGAUAUAACCCCGCCCUGGGCAUAUUCACAGCUCCCAGUUCCGGACUAUACUCCUUUUCCUUCACGGUGUACUCAAGGUUGGGUAAGGAAGGCGAGAGGAUGUACUACAAGGUGCAACUCAUGAACAAUGGGGAGGUGGUGGCAUCCACUUGGGAAGACAACAGAGAGGACUCAGAAGACAGCAGCUUCCAGACAGUAUUGCUGCCACUGCAGCAAGGAGACCAGGUCUAUGUUGAGCUUAUGGAAGGCAGACACAUAUGUGGGAUUGCUGAAGGCCUAAACACAUUCUCUGGCUCCUUGAUUUACUCCACUCUGGAGUGAUAUUGAUGUAUUUCACUGCAGUGUGUCUGCCUGGUCCAAACCUUAUAAUUACUUUUUUUUUUUCUGAAAUGAUAACA